Messenger RNA from Aspergillus fijiensis CBS 313.89, 1935 nucleotides. Its product is annotated as ankyrin. The transcript has a single exon. The coding region runs from base 31 to 1890 and encodes 619 amino acids. Gene Ontology annotation, molecular function: protein binding. The record is from RefSeq and is a predicted model, not a curated record. NCBI's taxonomy places the organism in Eukaryota, Fungi, Ascomycota, Eurotiomycetes, Eurotiales, Aspergillaceae. Gene Ontology annotation, cellular component: cytoplasm; nucleus.
GUUUAUUCCCAUGCAUACCUCGGACGCACAAUGUCAUACCCCGAGUUCCACGAACGCCACAGGGCCUUCGCAUUCCACGACACUGACGGCUCCCCAGUAUAUGAGGAUGGGUGGGGAGGGCUCUGCGGCCGCAUCGUGGCGCGAAACGACCUCGCGGCUCUCCGACUCUAUCACGCAUCGCCCAACACGCGGGUAUUCUGGGAGGGAUACGAGGCCCCCUACUGGCACCCCUUCUUUGUGGCGGCCGGUUCCGGCAGCUGGGAGGCUCUUCGCGCCCUCAUCGAGAUCUACUUGACAGAUCCAACGUAUAAGAACCCCGAGCAGCCGCCGCUGGACCAAUACCUGACGCAACUGGACUUCUCGCCCAUCAACGAGGCGUGUGCUGCCGCGAAUCGAGAGAUGGUGCUCUGGCUCCUGCGGCACGAUCCACCGUUGGCGACGCUGCAGGAUCGGGAUGCCCGCGGCCACACGCCGCUGUUCAGCGCGGCGAGCGGGCUUAGGCGAGGGGUGGGCUUUCCCGAGCAUGAGGAGUUCAUUCACUUUUUACUAGACCAGGGGUCUUCGGUUCGGGGGUCGGAUGUUCUCCAUGCUGGACAGGAGGACGAGGAACAGAGACGCGAUGACGAUGACGGCGAUGCUAGUGAGCCAUCGCAGCCUGCGAAAAGACUGCAAGAGACGAUGCUCGGAGCCGCAAUACCGCAUGCUAGCUACCAGUUGACAUCGCGGCUGAUCGCAGAAGACGCAGACGUGCAUGCCCGGCAGAGUUGGUGUGAUCCUACCCUGUGGAUGACUGAUGAGGGUGUCAUUGGACGCAGCAGAGAAGUCACCGCCUUACAUAUCGCCAGCGUGUACAGAAAUCUCGAGGGGAUUCGUGCGCUGGUGGACCAUCGCGGCGAGGGGGUGAGUGUGGCGGAGAUGAUUUCCCGCCAGGACGAUCAGGGCCGGAUUCCCCUCCACUGGGUUUUGAUGGGCACGCCGGACGACAAGCCUCGAAAAGAGAACAAGGAUGAUGACACAGAUGAUGAAAUGGCGCAGGAAGAGAAGAUACCCUCCGAACGGUUGGUUGAGACCGUCAAAUACCUUCUAGCAGUAGACCCUGAGACAAUCAACGCCCGAGACCGGCUGGGGGCCACGGCGUUUCAUUAUACGGUGAGAUCCCGCCACGCGGGACCGGUGAGCGUUCUGGCGGUGGUGGAGAUGUUGCUGGAAGCUGGACCGCUAGCGGCGACUUUGAAGGCUGUCCGCAACGACGAACGCAAGAGAGACACUUUCGAGCCUACAAUUCUACAGGAUGCAGUAGAUGGCCAUGGUAUGCGACUCGGGGAAAUCAACGAUGCGCGGUUCACGCAGUUAAUCGAGAUCUUGCUGGCUCACGGGGCCGAUGCUCGAUUGUGUCUGCAUCGCCUGUGUGCCCACGUUUGGGAUGAGCAAAUUCCACUGGCAAUGCUUGAGCGUCUACUGCAAUCUUCGCCAGACAUAAACGCGACGGAUGCCGAUGGCUGUACAGCGAUGCAUUAUCUCGUUAAAAACAUGGAUCAGGUCGAGGCAGCUAGGUAUCUGAUCAGUUGUGGAGCAGAGGUGGACGUGGCUGACCAGCAGGGGAAUACACCCCUCCAUCAGGUCAUGAAAGGGACACUCAUCCGCAAGCUCGACGAACGUGGACGGCCUGACCCCUCGCAGCCCAAGGAUGCUCCGGUCCGAGCACGAAAGCAAUGGAUCGAAAUGCUGGUGGAGGCAGGAGGCUCGAUGGAUCGACCCAAUGCUUAUGGAAAGACUCCUAAAAGGCUGCUGGAGGAGCUCACAGAGAGGUUGGACCAAAUGCGGAUGGCCGAGGCUACCCAAAUUGGUCGAGGACGUGGACGCGGAGUAAAAGAAGGGGGCAACAGAUGAAUGAACUGGAAUCUGUGGAUAGACAAAAAAGUAUAUUUAGGCGAG